AUGUCAAUUUUAAAUCUCUUUUCCUCGGGAUCUCGUGCUACCAUACCGCGGUUCCACCAGGACGAAAACCACGAUUCCAUAGAUCUCCAGAUCAAGUCCCUUCUCUACCUUUUCAAGAGAUGUCAGAUCGCCAAGUUGGCCCAUUUCCUCAAUUCAGACGGAAGUUUCAGAUAUAAUGAAAGUGGAUCUGGUUCUGUCAAUUUUGGCCAGGAAGAGUCUACCUAUUACCAGAAGCUUGACCAAGUCUACAACAUAGAAGGGUUCAAACAUAGUCUUAUUAAGGACGAGUAUCGUGUGAUGGUUGAUUUCUGCAAAAACAAGUUCAGAUCGUUUUGUAUCGUUUCAGAUUUGCCCAGUGCUAAUUUGUCUAGACCCAAUUCUCCGGUGAAAGGAGCUGGUAUCAAUGAAGAAAGUGGAGACUUUCCCAGCUUUAGAGACAGCAAAGAUAGAAAAGUCAGGCACUUUAGAUUUGUACUAUUGCCAUUAGAAGGUCUCACUGUAGAGUUUGUAGCGAAUACGUUGUCAGGUUCUGACAUCUAUCACGAGCAUUUUAGCUAUAUGGAUUUUUCUUCCAGACACCAGAAUGCCAUUGACAGCAUCAAGAAGGUUAUUCGGGAUGACAGAAUCGACAUGAAAUCACCAGCAAAAGAAUUUUCUAUUUCUGAAAAUGAAAAGGCUGCCAUCAUUAGAGAAUACCUUAUCGCUGUAGCAUUUAACGUCCAAGUCAUGAGAAUAUAUGAGGAGUAUAUUAAACACCAUCCACUUGUGAAAACACCAGUUUCGACUCCAACAAGAAUGAAAACUACGACAACGUCUUUAAGUUCCUCUCCUAUUAAGAGUUCUUCUUCCUACAAGUCGUUGAAUGCCCCAUUGGCACACCUCUCCAGCUCUCCACCUAAGAAAUUAUCUCCCAGAAAAUCAAUAGCAGAUCUAAGAUCGCCUACAAGAACGGACCAGCCUACUACACCUCUCAGAAGUAAACCUUCCAUUGCAAAGUUGAGAUUGGAAGAGCUCUAUAAUCCUGUUGCAGCGCCUCAAGGUUCUUUCGGUUUAGACAACCCAUUUGUGGAGUCCAGCAAAUCAGAAACCAGCUCGUCCACACUAUCAGAAACAUCCUCGAUUGGCAACGAAAAGGCUCAGAGUCCUUCCAGAACUAACUUUGAGUUACGUAUGGACGUCUACGAGAAAUGUAAGACAGCUGUAGUGGACAAGCUCAAGAAGGAAAAGAAUAUUAUAUCCGACUGA
Molecule: messenger RNA, 1245 nt
Organism: Scheffersomyces stipitis CBS 6054
Lineage: Eukaryota; Fungi; Ascomycota; Pichiomycetes; Serinales; Debaryomycetaceae
Exons: 2
Coding region: 1-1245 (414 amino acids)
Source: RefSeq, a predicted model, not a curated record